Molecule: messenger RNA, 5870 nt
Organism: Dromaius novaehollandiae (emu)
Lineage: Eukaryota; Metazoa; Chordata; Aves; Casuariiformes; Dromaiidae
Gene: EGR2
Product: early growth response 2
Exons: 4
Coding region: 3870-5255 (461 amino acids)
Biological process (GO): regulation of transcription by RNA polymerase II
Molecular function (GO): RNA polymerase II cis-regulatory region sequence-specific DNA binding; DNA-binding transcription factor activity, RNA polymerase II-specific
Source: RefSeq, a predicted model, not a curated record
UCCUUCAAGGAAAAAGGCCACUUACAUCAUUAAAGGAUGUUCCUGACUAGUCUCACUCUGGACCAAAGGCCCAAGCGCAACUAUCAAACAAAAAGGUAUUUACGCAAAGCACAGAAGACACAGCAGAGCAGGAGACACAGGGUAAGUGAAACUAGUUUCAGAAAAAAGGACUGGAAGGCAGAGCUUAGCAGUCAGACUAUCACUAUUCAGGAACAAAGUCAUCAUUAUUUUGAGAAUCUUGUCAUAUGGAUGAUAUGUGUAUCUUAAGCUAUUUUUCUUGUUAUGAGAAGCAACAUUUUUUUACAGCAGGUAUUAUGCAGAGCUGAUAUUUUAGCAGUCAGCUUAGACACUAAUGGAAGGGUGGCUUUGGUCUCUGAGCUGCGUGCAGUUUGCAAGCCACCGCAGGGUCCCUGCCGGGCUGGGAGUGGGUGGCCAGGCUGGCCAGGAGUCUGCGUUGGUGCAGGGCUCCUGGGCAGCGGGUGGGAAUGAGCAGGCAGGGUGCGGAGGUGGCAGCCCAGCCCCCCGUGGGAAGGAGCAGGAGGGCCCUUUGGCAGGCACUGCCACCUCCACGUCUUGCUCCCAGCGCCCUGCCUCCCCUCCGCUCUCUGGGUACUUGCUUUCCACCCUGAGGCCCUUGAGGAUGUGGAAAUCGCAGCCUGGGGGAUCACGGCGAUCAGGCAGCCCUGCUCCCCUGGCUGGGGUCUUUGACCCACCAGGGCUGUAUGUUGGUGUCUCUAUACGUAAUGCAUCUCUGGUCUAAAGUGUUACAGAUGUUGUCAUGCAGUGAAACACGAGGAGCACUCCACUUAGAUCUGCUCCUCACCCUGUGUCCUCUCAUCCUCUCCGUGAGACUGUGCUAUGGCAAAACGUCUUCUUCCAGGAGAGGGCAGUGGUGCCCACACGCACACUCCUCCGCUCCCUGCUGUCCUGCUGACUUAGUGGAAAGAUAAUUUUCCUCAUGUCUUACAUGAGCAAAGAAAAGGGCAUUCAUCCUAAGACAACACACAGCCUUGGCUGAAAACCGCAGAGUGUGGUUUUAAGGUACAGUAAUUAAGGGCAGACUGGGAUGCCUUCUCCUUUACUCUUUAACCAUCUCACUUCCCGUAGCACGUGAACAGUCAGGCAGCUUUUUCGCUUUAGGUUCGUGUUUACAUCAGGUUUACCUGGAUGGGCACUGGGUUUGAGUGACAGCCAUUAAGGGUUGAAAGCCUCUAUCAGAAGUGGGAAGGGGAAAGGCAAGUUAGCUUUUUAAGGGAAGUGACUUUUAACUGCAGCCAGGGAAUCCAACAGACACCCCUGGCAAAACAAAAGGUAUUAGUAAACAAAUAUUUCAUCCUGUAAGGACAUGUCUACCCUCAGUGAAAAAGGGUAAGUUUAUGAAACUCAGAAAUCCAGCUUCAGAAACAAGAACUCCUCUUUUCGGUAAAAAAAAUUAAAAAAAAAAAAAAAGAAUCUAGCCCAGGCUUCUGACAGACUUCCCUUGCUGUCGUCUGAAGACAGGGUCACUCACCUAUCCAGAAGCAAGCACCCCCUCCCAGCUGGGUGCCUCUGCCCCGGAGGGCACCUGGAGAGCUGAGGCCAGUCUAGCGUCUCUGAAAGCAGCAGGGCACAUAGUGGGAAGAGGCAGAGUGCAUUUCCCGAGCAGGCCUGCUGGCAUCUCUGCUGUCAGUGCACGAGGUCGGUCUAGUUUUGCUACAAAAGCACAGUAACCUCCUGGAGGGAUGACUCAAAUAUGAGAUGUUAAGCUGGUUAAAUGGUGCUGCCAGUUCCUGCAGAUAAGCUGCCUUUUCUUCUUCAGCCACGCUCAAACGCAGGUAUGGAGGCAAGACUGAUUUUAUUUCUACAGCUUCUGUCUCUGGUACCUGUGGUAGUGAAUGACUGCAGGAAAAUAUACCCAGCAUAACAUCAGUUAACACCUUUCCAAAAGAGCAAGUAAAAUAAAUCCAAGGGGGUUGGUUUCGAAUAAACUGGGAAUAAAAGAGCAGUUUAGCCCUUCAGAUCUGUACCUUAGCCAGUGCUGCAUCCCAUUAGAUUUGUCACACAAACAGGGGGAGAAAGCAGGACCACUCCAUGUAAUGGUAAAGUUUUCAGUCGUUUUGAGAAGCCAAAAGUGGCAAGGUACCUGAUACACAGGUAGUAUUCAUUGCCGUCUUCGUUGCUGAUUCACUGCUGAUCUAAAAUCAGUCAGUGGAAAUACCUCGAAGGCUUCAAAGGGAUUACAAAUCAGGCAUUUUUGCUUUUAGAAGCAGCAGAGUGCAGGGGAGAAGCCAGACUGCUCCACGCGUACUGGGCUACCGAAGGACAGCUCUUGCCUCGGUGUGAGUGGGGCUUUGGCAAUUUGCACCAGCAGUCUGUCCCUCAUGUGGAACUACCUGGUUUUUAGGGACCACAGGACUCGGUAGGAUUUUUUGCGUGUAAGACUCAUUGACAUCAGUGCGAGUUGAACAGUCUAGCCCUCAAUGUGUAAUAUAAUCAGUCAAACAGGGAUCAGAGGCACAAAACACAUGCAAAGUGCUAUGGCAAGAAUAUCUGAAAAGGGACCAGCACCAUUUGAGUUUCAUCUGUCAACAUCUUCCUGAAGACCAAGUGUUAACUAUGUUUCCAUCUUUCCCUGGACCAGAUCCUAGCCCUUCAGACAAAGCUCCCUUUGAGAAAAGAGGAGUGACUUGAUUGUCCAUGUAAGGGCUGCAAAUCAGACACAAUUUACCCCAUCCUUAAGAAGACAUUUGACAUUACCCAACAAAGUCAACUAAUAAUAGUCUUCUUUAGGUUAAGUUAGCCAGGAGGUAUGUUAAAUUUUAUUCAUGUCAGUCUUUCAUAGAAAUAGUAGAAUUCAUAGAAAUUCAUAGAAUUCAUAGAAAUAAUAGAAUAUUAAAUUUGCCAAGUUCAUUCAAUGGCAGAAUUGAGAAAUAGGGUAAGACUGGAUUAAAACCUUAGUUUGUCUUUCUCCUGUAUACAUUAUGAUUUAGUGUUAUCAGUGGUCAUAUGUUUUUUUCAAAUAAUAUGGGAAUGUAUUGUAAAAUAUCUCUAGUCUGUGCCUGAUAUAUCCAUGACAUUUGGUAGUAAGGGGGAUAUUGCACUCAGAGUUCCUGUUUCCGAAAUUCAUGUAAACUAACUUGCUUCACCAUACAACAGAUUGCAGUAUUUGGUCCUUUCAUUGUAGUGAUCAGACCAAUUAUAGUUCACCCAUAAUGGAAAAGGUACAAAGCAAUUGCCCCUACUUCUCAGUCAAAUUUCCCAGAAUCUGUCCUCUUUCUUUCUCUCUCUCUCUCUCUCUAAGAACUGUCACAAUUUAACUUUUAAAUGGAGAUUUUUUUUUAAACAAAAAUACCUGGAAUCUACUAAAAUUGAACAUGACCUUUCUUUCAACCAAGUCUCAUAUGCCAAACUGUAUCGGUUGUACAGUAAGUACUAGAAAGUGCUGGUAACAAAAUCUUAGUAUACAUAAAAGCCCACUAAGUAUGAUAGAUUUGCUAACUGCUGUGUAUACUUGCCAGAUCAUCCAUAAAGGAAAAUACUUCACUUUAUGGCUAGAUUCUCUCCUUAGAAAGUAUGACAAGAAACUUUUGACUAAAACUUUUACUUUUUAAGUCACAUUAUUGUCUAGCCGAGGUUCUGUGAUGACUGGAGAACUAACUAGCGAAACCAUAUCAUCACCAAAGGCAGUGAAACAAAAACUGAGCAACUGAGAGAGCCUUUCUCAGCUGAGAGGUAAAGCAUUAAGUGGAUGAAGAUGGGCCUGGGAGACAGACGCCCCGACAGCGUUUGGGACCGGAGGAGAGUAGUGGAAGGAAGGGAAGCGCCCCGUCCCCACACAGUGUGCACACUACAGGCACAGAGAGUUGUCCUCACGGUUGCCCGUUGACCAAAUGAUGACUGCCAAGACCGUAGACAAAAUUCCAGUGACUCUCAGUGGUUUUGUGCAUCAGCUCUCUGAAAACAUUUACCCCGUGGAUGACAUCUCUACCACACUGCCAACUUCGGUUACAAUCUUCCCCAAUGCCGAUUUAGGAGGACCGUUUGACCAGAUGAGCGGUGUGGCAGGAGAUGGCAUGAUCAACGUGGACAUGGGCGACAAGCGAGCCCUGGACCUGCCCUACGCCGCCAGCUUCGCGCCCAGCGCCCCGGCCUCCCGCAACCAGACCUUCACCUACAUGGGCAAAUUCUCCAUCGACCCGCAGUACCCGGGCGCCGGCUGCUACCCCGAGGGCAUCAUCAACAUCGUGAGCGCGGGGAUCCUGCAGGGGGUCAGCGCGCCCUCCUCCGCCUCCUCCGCCGCCUCCGCCGCCUCCUCCGCCGCCUCCUCGGCCACCGCCGCCUCCGCCGCCUCCGCCGCCUCCCCCAACCCGCUGGCCGGGGCGCUGGGCUGCACCAUGGCGCAGGGCCAGCCGGGCGACCUGGAGCACCUCUACUCGCCGCCGCCGCCGCCCUACUCGGGCUGCGGCGACCUGUACCCGCAGGACCCCUCCUCGGCCUUCCUGCCCGCCGCCGCCGGCGGGGCGCUGCCCUUCCCGCCGCCGCCCUCCUACCCCUCCCCGAAGGCGGCGGCGGCCGACGGCGGGCUCUUCACCAUGAUCCCCGAGUACGGCGGCUUCUUCCCGCCGCCCCAGUGCCAGCGGGAGCUGCACGCCGGCCCCGACCGCAAGCCCUUCCCCUGCCCGCUCGACUCGCUGCGCGUCCCGCCGCCGCUCACGCCGCUCUCCACCAUCCGCAACUUCACCAUGGGGGCGCCGCCGGCCGGCGCCGCGACCGGCACUGCCCCCGGCGGCGGCGGCGGCGGCGGCGAGGGCGCCCGGCUGCCCGCCGGCGCCUACAGCCCGCACCACCUGCCGCUGCGGCCCAUCCUGCGGCCCCGCAAGUACCCGAACCGGCCCAGCAAGACGCCGGUGCACGAGCGGCCCUACCCCUGCCCCGCCGAGGGCUGCGACCGCCGCUUCUCGCGCUCCGACGAGCUCACCCGGCACAUCCGCAUCCACACGGGCCACAAGCCCUUCCAGUGCCGCAUCUGCAUGCGCAACUUCAGCCGCAGCGACCACCUCACCACGCACAUCCGCACGCACACCGGCGAGAAGCCCUUCGCCUGCGACUUCUGCGGCAGGAAGUUCGCCCGCUCCGACGAGAGGAAGCGGCACACCAAGAUCCACCUGCGCCAGAAGGAGCGCAAAGGCGCCGCCGCCGCCGCCUGCCCGCCGCCCGCCGCCGCCGCCGCCGCCGCCGCCCUGGGCCCCUGCGCGGCGCGGACGCGGACGCCCUGACGGCGCGGGGCGCGCAGGACCCAGCGCUGAGGCGCCGCCGCGCAGCGGGCGCGGAGCGCGGAGCACCGCGGGGCCGGGCCGGGCCGCGCCGGCGGUGUACAUAGGGGCUGCGGCGGGAGGACGGUGCAUGCAGAGCCGUCGUGCUGAGGCGUCCGCGGUGCCCGGCGCGGAGCGGAGCCCGGGCCCCUGUCUGCAUGUGGGGGGAGCCCGGCCGAGCCGCCCCGGCCGCGGCGGCGGCACCCGCGCCGCGAAGUUUUCCCUCCCCGGUUUUAGUAUGGCUGUACAUUUCUGCCUAUUAAUAUUGGGAAUUUUUUUUUAGAGACUAUAUUUUUGUACGCACUGGUUUGGGUCUUUUUUUUUCUUUUCGGUGACUUAAAAGUGUUACGUUUGUAGUAGGAUUUCGGACGGGAUGUAAAUGGUCUCGCUGGAACCGGCGCCCGCCGUCCGCCGGGAUGCGGGGCGCGGCGGAUAACACGAGUAAUGCACAACCACUAACGGGAGCUGCGAGGAGAGAGGGUUGCUUUCCGGCCACUCUGUAAAUAAACUUUUCGACGAUAGGUUCGGUGCUUACAAGGUUUAUAAAAGAAGACAAAUAAAUCUCUUAAUUAUGCUAAA